This is a messenger RNA of Anopheles coluzzii, 2420 nucleotides long. Its product is annotated as glucose dehydrogenase [FAD, quinone]. Bases 378 to 2249 code for a protein of 623 amino acids. Gene Ontology annotation, molecular function: flavin adenine dinucleotide binding; oxidoreductase activity, acting on CH-OH group of donors. The record is from RefSeq and is a predicted model, not a curated record. Lineage: Eukaryota; Metazoa; Arthropoda; Insecta; Diptera; Culicidae. The transcript has 4 exons.
AGGUCCAACUUUCUUCCGUGGAACCGGUGCAGUUGAGCCGCGGGAAUGAACUCCUAUAGCUUCAAACACGAUGCUUCGCUGAUCGGACCGUGUGCGUGCGUGCAGUGAAUGGAAAACCGUGAAGUCGACGAAAAAAGAGAAAAUGCAGAUAAACCUUCGACAAUACGUGACCAGUAGUGAAAUAUUUGAUUAAAGUGAAACAAGUACACUUUGAAAUCAGUGAAUCAUCUAUCAGUCCCGUCUCGCCGCAGUUGAGACUGAAAGCUCGUAUUACACAAAAUACAAAAACAAACUUUUUAGAGCACAACCAACGAGAACAGUUUCUUGUGGAGCACAACGAGUGAGAUCAGUGACCAGUGUCUCUAUAAUCGCACAAAAUGAGCGAGCUAGUCGGUGCCGCGUUCGGAUCGGUAGCCACGGCUGCCUCAAGCGUUGGCUGGUUUGUGCCGAUGCUGGUUGCCGCGAUUGCCUACUUUCAGUACGAAGAGUUCAUGGAUCCGGAGGCGCGCGUUAUCGAUGUGCCGACGGAGAUUAUGUUGGACAAGUACGAUUUUAUAAUUAUAGGCGCCGGAUCGGCAGGAGCCGUGCUGGCUAAUCGGUUGACCGAGGUGGAAAACUGGAAUGUGCUGCUGCUGGAGGCCGGCGGCGAUGAGACGGAAAUAUCCGAGGUACCACUGAUGGCGGGCUAUUUACAGCUGAGCAAGCUGGACUGGAAGUAUAAGUCGGAACCGUCGGGAACGUUUUGCUUAGCAAUGAACGGUGGAAGGUGUAACUGGCCCCGGGGAAAAGUGCUCGGCGGAUCCAGCGUACUCAACUACAUGCUUUAUCUGCGUGGAAACAAGAAAGAUUACGAUAACUGGGAGGCCAUGGGCAAUACCGGUUGGGGGUACAAGGAUGCGCUGUACUACUUCAAAAAGUCGGAAGACAACACGAACCCUUAUCUGGCCAACACACCGUACCACUCGACGGGGGGAUAUCUGACGGUCGGAGAAGCACCGUACCAUACACCACUAGCGGCCGCUUUCGUCGAAGCGGGCGUCGAGAUGGGCUAUGAAAAUCGGGACCUAAACGGUGCCAAGCAGACGGGAUUCAUGAUCGCGCAGGGAACGAUCCGUCGCGGGGGACGGUGCAGCACUGGGAAAGCGUUUCUCAGACCAGCCCGGUUAAGGCCGAAUCUGCACGUGGCAAUGUUUGCUCACGUGACACGCGUGAUGAUCGAUCCGAUCAGCAAGAUUGCGUUCGGCGUCGAGUUUAUACGCGAUCGCAAGGUGCACCAUGUGCGCGCCUCGAAGGAGGUGAUCGUGUCGGGUGGAUCGGUAAAUUCACCCCAGAUACUGAUGCUGUCGGGCAUCGGGCCAAAGAGCGAGCUGGCCAAGCAUCGAAUCCCGCUGAUCAAGGAUUUGCCGGUGGGUGAAAACCUGCAGGACCACAUCGGACUCGGUGGGCUGACGUUUAUGGUGAACCAGCCAGUGUCGAUUGUGGAGAACCGUUACCACUCGAUGUCGACCGUACUGCAGUACGCUGUGCUCGGGCAGGGACCACUGACCAUUCUCGGCGGGGUGGAAGGACUGGCCUUCGUCAGUACGAAGUAUGUCAAUGCGACCGACGACUAUCCGGACAUUGAGUUUCACUUCGUGUCCGGCUCGACCAACUCAGACGGCGGCAACCAGCUGCGCAAGGCUCACGGUCUGACGGAAGCGUUCUACAAUACCGUUUUCAAACCGAUCAACAACAUGGACGCGUGGAGCAUCAUACCGAUGCUGUUGCGGCCGCACAGCGUUGGUACGAUCAAACUGCGCAGCAGCAAUCCGUUCGACUAUCCGUAUAUCUACCCGAACUAUCUGCACGACGACCGCGACAUGCGCACGCUGGUCGAGGGUGUAAAGAUUGCGUACGCGCUGUCGCGAACGCAAACGAUGCAAAAGUACCAGUCGACGCUGAGCGCGUACAAGUUCCCCGGCUGUGCACACAUCCAGAUGUUCACCGAUCUGUACUGGGAGUGCAUGAUCCGGCACUACACGUGCACGAUCUACCAUCCCGUCGGCACCUGCAAGAUGGGGCCGUACUGGGACAAGCAGGCCGUUGUCGAUCCGCAGCUGCGCGUGUACGGUGUGCGCGGUCUGCGUGUCAUCGAUGCCAGCAUUAUGCCAAAGCUCGUCAGUGCCAACACCAACGCACCGGUCAUUAUGAUAGCAGAGAAGGGGGCCGACAUGAUAAAGGAUUUUUGGAUCAAACGUGGCGUUGCGUGAAAGGGCAAAUGGUCGUCGCACCGGUCGCUCUCUAUCAUCAGACCUUCUUUGUAAAAUAAAACAUUUUCCUCUCCAGCAAGCAAUGUGAUGAAUGAGGCCCAGUCUGUGGCUGCGUGAAUGUGUAAUGUAUGUGUGUGAGGUCGUGACUAUAACGUAAGCGGUAACUAAUUU